This is a messenger RNA of Mercenaria mercenaria, 2274 nucleotides long. Its product is annotated as sialin-like. Gene Ontology annotation, biological process: transmembrane transport; monoatomic anion transport. Gene Ontology annotation, molecular function: transmembrane transporter activity. Bases 126 to 1925 code for a protein of 599 amino acids. The record is from RefSeq and is a predicted model, not a curated record. Lineage: Eukaryota; Metazoa; Mollusca; Bivalvia; Venerida; Veneridae. The transcript is spliced from 12 exons.
AUUCGCUAUGGCCUAUUUACUGAUACUAGAUAAGAAAUGUUAACAGUUUAGGAAAGGAAUGUCGUCAAACUCAAUGGACAGUAGAUAAAGAAGAUAUUGAUCUAUCCACAAACACAACUGAAACAAUGGUAGAUAAGGAACAUGCACGAGAACCAUUUCUCCCAGAUAAAAAGAGGAACAUAGACGCUGAAAAUGGGGCACCUAACUACUUAAUGUCAUGCAGAUUCAAAUUCGGAGUAAUUGUGUUCGCUGCAAACAUGCUAUGUUAUCUUCACCGAGUUAAUCUAAACAUGGCAAUAGUGUGUAUGUUGGGAACUUCGGGUCAACCUGGCCCAAACAAAAACCUAACUGUAACAAUAGACAAUAGUACUGGAAUAAAUCCAUCAAUUCAUGAGUCUUUUCAAAUCGUUUCCAAUGCAGCGGAACAUCUACAGGACAGCAAGCUAUUAAAUUUAACGUAUCGAAACAAUCAAAAUCUGGGACUACCGUUGGAAAACAAAGACGCUGGAAUUGAAAGUACUUCGAUUAGCUACUCGAAAACAGAGACAGUAUCAGCAGGAUCAAAUAAUUUAUCUAUGGAUGAUGUGCCGGAUAACUCCGAUCUGGUUGUUCUAUCAGAAUUCAACUGGGAUAAAGCUGAGAUAUCGCUAAUUCUGUCCUCUUACUACUAUGGUUCAGUGAUAACUCAAAUACCAGCAGGAUAUCUUGCUCACCAUUUUGGCGGGAAACAUGUGAUAAGUGUAUUUUUCAUAAUCUCCGGGGCUUGUUCAUUGUUGGCACCAAUAGCUGCACAAACUAGCACUGCGCUUAUUUUUGUGAUUCGGAUUCUAAUUGGGCUUGCAGGGGGAUUUUUUACUCCAGCAAUAUAUUCUAUUACAAUGAACUGGACAAAACCAUCUCAGAGGGCUGCAUUACUAUCUGUUAUGAUUUCUGGCCAGCCUCUGGGUAUUGUGGUGGCAUACAUGACAUCUGGAUUCCUUUGUGCUUUUGGGUGGUCAACAAUAUUUUAUGUGCAUGGGGCCCUGACAUUUUUGGUUUUAUUGCUAUGGUUAUACGAGAUUCAUAGUUCACCGACAGAGCAUCCAAGAAUUUCGCAAGCUGAACUUACAUACCUAACAAGACAUCUGUCAACGAAAACGCCAUCGAAAGCCGUACCAGCGACACCAUGGAAGUCCAUUUUACUGUCAAGACCUCAAUGGGCCGCCACCCUGGCACAUUUCUCCUUCAACUGGAGCUAUUAUACAUUUAUCAUCAAUAUUCCACUGUUUCUGAAGGAAGUAUUUGCUUUCGUAAUAACUGAGAAUGGACUGUAUUCAUCAAUACCGUACAUAUUCUGCUCCAUAUCCAUGAUGUUUUCUGGAAAACUUUCGGCUAUAGUUGUCAAGAAAAGGUGGCUCACAUUGCAAGCUACACGGAAAGUGUUUAAUGUAAUAAGUCUGGGAGGUAUUGCUGUUUGUCUUCUGGGUGCUGGUCAAUUGACACACGAGUUUCGUUUCCUUGCUGUUAUCUUAAUUUGCAUUUCCUGUAUCUUCGUUGGAUUUACAUUUGGUGGAGUUAUUCCAUCGUAUGCCGACUUUGCUGGAAUAUUUUCAGGGACCGCUUUCUCAAUAGGUAAUGCCAUUGGUGUGAUUUCUGUUGUAUUGUCGGCUUUAUCCGCAGGAUUGCUAACACUAAAUGGUCUUCGGCAUGAAUGGCAAAAUGUAUUUUACGUGGCAGCUGGGAUGAAUGUGUUCAGCAUAAUAGUGUAUAGUUUAUUUGGAGAAGCUACACUACAGAAAUGGGCAAUAGUACAAGACUUUAACACUGUCGAUGAGAUAGAGGUAGCACUCGGAAAAGCCGACUCUGAAAAAGAAAUAGAUGUUUCUCUAGGCAAUGGACAUCUUGAAAUGCUGAAGUCAGAAAUUGAAACAUCGUCUGUAUCCUAACGUAAAUGACGCAAGGAUAAUAUUCUCGUGUAAAUGAAAAUCAUUGUUUAGUAUUUAUUUAUAACAUUGCACAUGCACUUGUCAAGAGCAUUUUGGUCUUCUCUUUUGUAGUCAAUGACCUUCAGCGGUUAUGUAAAUGCAUAAUCAGUCACAGGCUGUCGUUGAAAAUGGUUAAAAUUUGACAUCAAUACUAACAUGAUUGCAAAUGAUGAAAUUUAAAUCGUGAUAGUGAAAUUCAAAAUUUGUAUCAUUCCGACACAACAGAUUCUAUACGGAAGCCUGCUGUUAACAGCAAUAUUAGGCCUAUACAGUUUUUGAAUGGCUUGUCGGCCAAUUGUGGAGGGUCAAU